AUGACGUUAUGGGCGCGGGCUCCGGAGCCGCGCGCGGAAAGAACGCCCGUGGGGCAGGCGCGCCCAAAACGGGCGGCACCGCCACGCGUCGCCUGGGCGGCCACUCUCGCGUUGCGAGACCUGGCCCAGUGCAACAACAUUGUGUCUUACCUCGCUUCGUGCACAUGGAGUGCGGCUUUGUCGAUUGUCAAUCGGUGCAUCGCACAGCAUGCGCAGCAGUCUCUGGCGGCACUUGGCCUCAUGCAAAGCAUGGGCAUCGCCAGAGAGUGGCGCGGAUCCAUGGCAUUGCUGAGCCAGGGGUGGUCCAGCAGCAUGCGACCAAGCCUCAUUCUCAGCAACAUGGCUCUGACAGCCCUGGCCGAGACGCGCUCAGGCGCCGUCACCUGGCCUCGCGCGGUAGCGAUCCUCAGCAAUAUUCCACGGUGGCAGGUCCAGCCCGGUACCGUCUCAUACAACGCGAUGUCCACCAGCAUGGAGAAGCAGAGCAGCUGGCAACAGGUGCUUUGCAUGCCACGGUUGGCUCAAAGCAGAGGGGUUCGCUGUGAUGCGUUCUCCAUGGGCAGCCUGGCAAAGUCUUGCCGAAGCUGCUGGGAUGCGAGCCUCAAUUUGUUGGAGCAGGUGGCGGCCCAAAGUCUGCGGGUGCACUUGUUCACCGCCAGCGCGGCCCUCACCACGAUGGAGAAGUCCAACGCCUGGGCGCCGGCGCUGGCCAUGGUGCACCGCAUGGCCUGCAGCGCCUUGGAGGUGGAUGUGGUGGCCACCUGCGCCGCGACCAGUGCGUGCGCUGGGUCCUCGCAGUGGGCCUUUGCCGUGCUGCUCGCCCGCACGGGGUGGGAAACUUGCCGCUCUGUGGUGGCUUUGAAUGCGGCGCUCAGCGCCUGCGAGCGCGCACGCCGCUGGGAGAGGGCGAUGCUGCUUUUGGGACUUGCGAGCGCCAGCUUCACGCGCUUGACCAUGAUCUCCUACAAUGCUGCCUUAUCAGCCAGUGAAAAGAUCCGACGCUGGGAUCUCUCCCUGGCCUUGCUCGGCACGCGCAAAGGCCUGAGGGCCAGCCUGGUGACCAUGAACGCAGUUGUGAGCAGCAGCGAGGGCUCCUGGGAGCUGUCGCUGCAGCUGCUGUCGCUUGUGCUGAAGCUGGCGUUUGUACCGGACCUUGUCAGCUACAACGCGGCUAUCAGCGCGCAGGAGAAGUGCGGCAGUUGGAGCUGGGCGUCGAGGCUCCUUGCUCAGAUGUCCAAAGUCGCGUGUCUCCCUGACGUGGUGUCGCUCGCGGCGGUCGCGGCUGCUGACCGCGGCUGGGAGCGUGCCCUGGCAACCCUGGCAAGGCCGCUGAAGCCCAACGUGGUGUCCUGUACUGCGUCGAUGCAUUCCUGCGCGGCUGCAAUGAACUGGAAGAAUGUGUUGGACGUCAUGGCUUUCAUGCGGAGGAUCAUGGUGAGGCAGAACUGCGUGACCUUGCACGCUGCAUUGACAGCAGCAGAGAAGACGAGACCACACGACGGCACGCUCCACCUUGCAGAGGACUUGAGGCAGUCUGCAUCAGGAGCCAUGUCUCUAGACCAUGGCUAUUUAUCAUCCAUCGGGAUGCAGCCGGUGACCGCAACGGCGGCCAUUCUGACGGGGGCCGAGGAGGGUGGCGAGAGUGGCGCAGUGGCCUCCGCGCCCCGCAAGACUGGUGGCAAAGGUCCAGGCAGCGGCGAGUUUACAACCGGUCAGGAGGUUCGGGACACUUUUGUCGACUUCUUCAAGGGCAAGAAGCACGACUUCGUGAUUUCCUCCCCGGUUGUGCCUCACAACGACCCUACCUUGCUCUUCAUCAAUGCAGGCAUGAACCAGUUCAAGCCCAUCUUCGUGGGCCAAGUGGAUCCCAGCCAUCCCUUUGCCAAGCUCAAGCGCGCGGCAAACUCCCAGAAGUGCAUCCGCGCGGGCGGCAAGCACAACGAUCUGGAGGAUGUGGGCAAGGACGUGUACCACCACACCUUCUUCGAGAUGCUUGGAAAUUGGUCCUUCGGGGACUACUUCAAGGAGGAGGCCAUCACCUGGGCCUGGCAGCUGCUCACAGAGGUGUACCACCUGGACCCCGCGCGGCUCUAUGCGACCUAUUACGGGGGGGAUCCCAAGCAGCCCACCGUUCCCCCGGAUGACGAGGCCAAGAAGAUUUGGCUCAGGUACCUGCCUGCGGAGAGGAUCCUGCCAUUUGACAUGAAGGACAACUUCUGGGAGAUGGGCGACACCGGGCCCUGCGGCCCCUGCUCCGAGAUCCACUAUGACCGAAUUGGUGGCAGAGAUGCCGCGCACCUGGUGAACAUGGAUGACCCGGACGUGCUGGAGAUCUGGAACCUGGUCUUCAUGCAGUUUGAGCGCAAAGAAGGCGGGAGCCUGAUCGAGCUGCCGGCGAAGUCCGUGGACACGGGCAUGGGCCUGGAGCGGGUCACCUCUGUUCUGCUGGACGUCCGCUCCAACUACGACACGGAUCUCUUCCAGACAAUCUUCACCGCCAUCAAGGAGAAGACGCAGACCUCCAAGACCUACGCUGGGAAGGUCGGGGACGCGGACAAGGAUCACGUGGACAUGGCGUAUCGAGUCAUCGCGGAUCACAUCCGAACGCUGACCAUCGCGCUGACGGACGGCGCCACGCCCUCCAACGAGGGGCGGGGCUACGUGCUGCGCCGCAUCCUGCGGCGCGCGGUGCGCUUCGGCCGGGAGAUCCUGGAUGCCCCCCCGGGCUUCUUCCACCAGCUGGUGGAUUCGGUCUUGGACACCUUGGGGAACGCCUUCCCCACGCUGAAGCAGAACCCCGAGGAUGUGCGGGCGAUCAUCAAAGAGGAGGAGGCCCAGUUCGGAAGGACCUUGGACCGCGGCAUCAAACAGUUCAAGACCUUCGCAAAGAAGGGUAGCAUCUCUGGCGAGGACGCCUUUCUGCUGUUCACCACCUUCGGAUUCCCAGUGGACUUGACGCAGCUCAUGGGCGAGGAGUUGAAGGUUGAGGUGGACAUGCCAGGCUUUGAGAAGAAGAUGGCGGACUUCAGGGAGGACUCCAAAAAGAAGAAGUCGGCGACUUCCAGCAAGGACAUGACUCUCAAAGCGAACGAGACCGACAAGCUGAUCAACGGAAUGAAGCUGAAGCCGACAGAUGACAACUUGAAAUACGAUUGGGUCACAGAGGGCGAUGGAAAUGAGCACAGUGCGAAGAUUCAGGCGAUCUAUGACGGCCAGGACAGGUUCGAUGCUGGGGGCAAUGGCCCAGGCAAGGCCGAGACCAAGAAGUUCGAGGGCAAGGCCAAGGAGGAUGGCGAGAAGCUGGGCCGCUGGGAGGCCACAGCGGGCUCCGGGGACACCUUCGUGGGCGUGGUCCAGGACGGUGCGGAGCAGCUCUUGGAGUGUAUUUGCAUCUCAGCCAUAGUCCUGGAACCGAUGGACACGAUGUCCGUACAGGACGAGUUGCACCUCAGCUUCGUUGAGGUCUGGACAGGAUCCAAGAAGGCCAAGGGCACGACGCCCUGUGAGUCGUUGAAUGCACGAUUUCAGCGCGUGUGCCGGAAGAUCAUCCUGGCGAAUCGGGCCUUUGGUGGCUUGCAAGCAGAAGCGAAGGCGCUGCGGCAGUCUUAUCGCCGCGCUUCAAGGGACUUCGCCCACUUCUCAGACACGGCGGCCCGGGAGUUUCAUGUGGAGGACUUUUGGCAGAACUACAAGUCUCGACCGGGGACAAGUUGGGCAGCCACACCAGUGAUCUCCGGUGACUGGGACGGUUUGCGGAGCAAGAAGGCCACUGAGCAGGUAGACGAUAUGUUCGGCUCAUGGACCUCCUCGCUCUUCGGCCUCAAGCCCAGCCCAGCUCCUGGGCCCUGCGACGGCCGCGCAUCCACUGCCCCACCAGGCUUCCGCAGGCAGCGCUCGGAGACCGUGGAGACCUGCUACACCGCCUGCUCCUUUUGGCACGAGCCCACCAUGCGCUCCAUGCGAGGAAGCGACUCAGAGAACUCCACCUUCGAGGAGUUGCCAGGGUUUUUCACCGCCAGCUGCGAGUUUGACCUGGAACGCACCCAGCUCACCAACUGCUUCAGCUGGUGCAGCUUCCUCCGCGAGGCGGGGAACUCCCCGCUCGUGCUGGCGGACCCCUCGCUGCUCUCGCGCAUCCCGGGCCUUGAAGGGCUGCCGGUGAUGGACGCGGCCCUGGAGCAGUACAUCCACACGUGCAACAAGCUGGGGGUUCGCCCCAGGCCUCUUCCUUUCAUCACAGGUCACGCUCCCAAUCUUCUGGCCGCAGAUCAGAACCUCACAGACAAAGACCUGCUGUCAAUCCUUUCCCUAACGAAGGAAGUGGACUUGAUCGAGGACGAAGUGGAUCUGUCCGGAAACCGGAAUCUUACUGAUGCCGCGUUGGUGCCAUUCCUGCAUGAGUGUGGGCAGAAGAGGACGUGCUUGACCAGUCUGAACCUCAGCUUCUGCGCUUUGGGGGCUGCAGCUUUGGAUCUGCUGGCUCAGCUGCUGCUCAAGGGCGGCUUGGGUCUGCUGAACGUGCUGGACAUCAGCGGCGUGCAAGUGCCCAUGGCUGCGCAGCAGCGGCUCAUGGACUCUGUGGGACGGCACCCGAAUUUGUGGCGGGCCAACUUGGCGAACCUGGGCCUGGGCAAACUCCGAUGCGCGCGGACAUCACUGCAGGGCCUCUUCCAGAGCCAAUCCCUCGAGGAGGUUGACCUCAGCUGGAACACCUUCGACAGCGCGGCCUUCUCGCAGCUGGGCCGCGCCUUGAGCUCCGGGAGCGUGGCGCGCCUCGCGGUGGCCGGGUGCUCCAACAUGACCCGCGCCGUGCGCGAUUUGCCCAUUGACUACUUCCUGGAGCAGCUUUGCAAUGUGCAACAUUUGACGUACUUGGACAUCUCUGUGAACCACAUCGACUCUCGGAGCGCCUUCAUCUUGGAAGACGCUUCCGACACGCUCCAAUGCCUCGCAGACCUUGAGAUCUCGGAGAACCCGCUGGGCUCGGCCGGGCUGAGGUGCGUCUUCCGGCUCUUGGCCCAGAAGACCUCCGGCCUGCAAUGGCUGCGCUGGGACGGGUGCGCCUACGGUGUCAAAGCCGAGGAUGAGAGCUUCUGCCCGCGGAGCCCCUCCGGGCACUACGAGCUGGACCUGGCGAGGCCGUACCACCGGGCCAUCCUCCGGAGGAUCUACAAGACCUGUGAGCGCUUUCGGGUGCGGCCAUCGGUGGCAUUCCAGAUGGUUGCCAGUAGCCAUGCGGCAUAUCAGCAUGCGAGCAAGCAGAAAGGGCGCUGGAACGUGGCGACUGGAGGGACCCUGUCCAUGGACUUCAAUGUGGAUGGCCUAGGCGUAGAAAGCCCAGAGGGCCGGUCCUUGUGGUCCUUCCUGGCGCAACGGAGCCGUCGCCGGCUGGCGCCGGCACUGCACAAGGUAGCGCCGCUUCUGGCGCUGUGGCAGAAAACACGCGACAGCGCCAAGGAGCAAGAGACCAUGCUGGAGUGCUUGUGUACGGACUUCCUCCUCCGCCCGGAGCAGAUCCGAGCGCUGCGCUGUGCAAAGGCUGAGCACCAGGCGUUUCUCUCCAGCUGCUGCCUUCCCCACGACGAGCCUCCGCAGCUGCUGCUGCUGUACGCAACCACCAUGGAAGAGUACGUAUCUCAAUGCAAGCACAUGGGGCAUUUGAUGAUCAACCUCGAAUGCCCCAACUGGCACUACCGCCUGGACAUGUCGUGUCCCAGGGAUGCGGCCAUUGCAGAACAGCUGUCCUCCUUAAAUCUCUGGGAUAUGGAGCUCGAUAGGCGCCAGCGCACCGACACCUCAGAGCUGGGGGACCAGUCGCACUGGCGCAACGUGUUCCACCAGGGGCCCUGGAAGCCAGAUGUUUCCAGGUGGGCGUUGCCCCGGGAGGGGCGGCUGGACUUCGACUACGUCAGCGCCAGGAGGCCGCCGAGUGGCAGCGAUGCCAUCAGCCAAGGCUACUUCGAGCAGCUGCUGGAGCUGCUGAGCAGUUUCAAGGAGGUGGAGGGCUUGGCCAAAGUGGAAGCCCUGCGCCGCUCCGGGCACCAGCUGUUCCUCUCCUGCGGCCAGAUGCGGGAGCUGCUCAGUAUCUUGCCCUGGGAGGAAGCCAGGCUUCGCGCCGCCGUGAUGCUCUACUUCCAGGUAGUGGACAUUCAGAACGAGACGAUCUUCCGCGUUGUGUUCGACACUCCAAAGACGCUUCAGAGAUUUCGGAGGUCAUUGGGUUAUCUAGUCACGUUUCCCUUCAUCCAACCAGAGGGCAGCUUCCAUCUAUGUCUGGAGCAGCGGGAGAAGCGGGUCAUUGCGCACCUCUUGGCGGUGCUGCAAGGCAAAGAGCGGUGCUCACUUCAAGAGUUGGUCUUCUGCGACAUUUCGGAGAGGAAGACGUCCUUGCCUUCUCUUCCGAAAGCUUGGGAGACGGCGGUGGAGAAGGUGCCGACGCGAGGUGUGAUCUCCGGAAGGUAUGUGUGCGUCCACGAAGAGCGGAAUCUGCCAGUCCGCAAGCAACUGCUGCAGCAAUAUGGUGGCUGGAAAGUGGGGCACAUCAGCAAGCAGAAUGUGUGCUGGUGGGCCGACUGCUCCGAUGCUCCGGAGGGGCUGCUGGACGUGGUGCAGCUCUACCUGCGGAAUCGAGGCUUCGAGGCGCUGAGAGCGGCGUCCUGGACCUCCGCGGACUUCGGGCCGGCGCUGGCGGAGUGGGGCGUCGAGGACGCGGAGGGCAUCUUUCAGUUCUUGUCCUGCGGCCAGAAGGCAGUAUCUCGAAGGGAGUGGUCCCUUUUGGAGGAUUUCGCGCGCGAGGUUCGUCAACAGGCCCAAGAUCUGGUCCGCUGUGCGGCGCGGCGCUUUCACCUGACCGACGUACUGGACCAGCUCUGGAGCAAACUCGGAGAAUCGGACGCCACCCUCACCCCAGAAGAGUGGAAGCAGGCGCUGGAGGAGCGCCUGGGGUUUUACGGGCCCAAAGGCCAGGCCUUUCGCCUCAUGGAGGAAACCUCCGGCCAGCUUUCCGCCAAGCAGCUGGUGUUUCUGGCACCCAUGCUGGAGCAGUACUUGGCCGUGCGAGCUGAAAACGCAGCAGUGAAAGCAGAUAAGCCGUAG
Molecule: messenger RNA, 7095 nt
Organism: Effrenium voratum
Lineage: Eukaryota; Dinophyceae; Suessiales; Symbiodiniaceae
Source: the annotation of a GenBank genome assembly